This is a messenger RNA of Cornus florida, 2551 nucleotides long. RefSeq names its product protein JINGUBANG-like. Gene Ontology annotation, molecular function: protein binding. The transcript has a single exon. Lineage: Eukaryota; Viridiplantae; Streptophyta; Magnoliopsida; Cornales; Cornaceae. The record is from RefSeq and is a predicted model, not a curated record. Bases 121 to 1341 code for a protein of 406 amino acids.
CAAUUCACAUGACCCUCCACAAAUUUUCUAAAGAAUCUGAGCUGGGUUGUUCUUGCUCCAAUUUUUGAUAGAAUACCAUCAAGACCAACUCCAAUCUUUUGCAAAAACUCUCUCUCUAACAUGGAAAUGAUAGGAUACAAUCAAACUUGUUGCUCAAGUAGUUAUAAUUCUGAUCAAUCUCAGUCUAGCAACCUUCACCCAGAGUCACUACCCCUGUAUUCCCAGCCAACCCUAACAUCAAUUCCUUCCCUCACCUCACAGCUCAAUCACCAAAACCACCAUCCUCAAACCACCCAUCACCAUUGCAUCGCCACUCUUAAUGGCCACAACUCCUACAUAUCCUCUCUUGCACUUUCCGGACAAUUACUUUGCGCUGGCUGUUCCGACAAAGAAAUUCGGUUGUGGAAGCACAACGUUUUAACCUCCGAAUUCCUUCCUGUAAAUCUAACUGAUAACACGGCAGCAGCUGGAAAGGGUGCAGUGAAGUCCCUAGUAGUUUUAGCUGACAAACUAUUCAGUGCUCAUCAAGAUCACAAAAUCCGAGUAUGGAGAAUUGAUCAUAAUCAAGACAAGAUCACGCUCUUGGCCACGCUCCCAACACUAAGUGACCGUGCCCUUAAGCUUCUAAUACCCAAGCACUAUGUACAGGUCCGGCGCCACAAGAAAUGCACGUGGGUUCAUCAUGUGGACACUGUAUCUGCACUAGCCUUGUCAAUCGAUGAGUCCCUCCUGUACUCCGUUUCAUGGGACCGAACAAUCAAAAUUUGGCGAACAACUGACUUCAAAUGCUUAGAGUCAAUAGAUAAUGCGCAUGAUGAUGCAAUAAACGCCUUAACAUUAUCUAAAGAGGGACACAUUUACACCGGGUCAGCUGAUAGGAAAAUUAAGGUGUGGACGAAAAGCUCAGGAGAAACGAAGCAUUCUUUAGUUGCUACCUUGGAGAAACACAACUCAGGGGUCAACGCACUGGCACUGAGUACCGAUGGAUCCGUGUUAUACUCUGGUGCAUGUGACAGAUCAAUAGUGGUUUGGGAGAGAGAUGAUAGUGGCAACAUGGUGGUUGCCAGUGCCCUCCGGGGCCACGCCAAGUCCAUAUUGUGCUUGGCAGUUGUGUCCGACUUGGUAUGCAGCGGUUCUGCUGAUAGUACUGUAAGAAUAUGGAGAGGUGUAGAGAAAUGCUACUACUGCCUGGGAGUCUUGGAGGGGCAUAAAGGGCCAGUAAAGUGCUUGACUGCGUCAAGUGACCCUUCUUAUCAGUCUCAUACAUCUUUGUAUCUCCUCUACAGCGGCAGUUUGGACUGUGACAUCAAGGUCUGGCAGAUUUUAGUCCCUUUUCCUUAGACUUCUUCUUCUUCUUCUACUUUUUUUAUGUUUUGUACGAGUCUAGGAGUAGUACUUUUCUCAUAUUUUCUUUUAGAUCUUUCCUUCUAUUUUUCUUGAGUUUGUAUUAGGAUUGUUACGAUCAAAAGACUUGAAAUUUAUGAACCAUAAGGGAAUUUAACUAGGGAUUUUUAAAGGGCGGUUUCCCUAUAAACUAAGCUAUUGAAGAACGCUAUCCUGGUGUUUAGAAGCGAAAUUAUGAUUUUUAUGAUUUAUUGAAUGAACUGACCAUUCUAGUUUUUAAUUGAUAAUUGUCACUAACCUGACUUUAACGUGUAUACAUAUUAUAUUGAGUUCAUUAUGAAUGCUUCUUGAUGGUCUCAUGGUCCUAAAGAAGCUAUUCUCUCAGAUAUUGUAAAUAAAAAACACAGAGGAACAACAUGGUCCCUCCCUUUCAAUACUAACAAAAAAAUAAUAAUAAAUAAAAAAUGAAAAAUGAAAAGAAAGAAAGUAAAAAAAGCAUGGUCCUUCCCUUUCAAACAUGCAAGCUUACAAAAAAAAUAAAUAAAUAAAAUAAAUAAAUAAAAUAAAAAAACAUGGUCCCUCCCUUUCAAACAUGUUUUUAACGCCUAAAUCUGGUGCUGGUUUUCUUUACUCUGUAGGGUUAGUUGGAUGGCAAGAACUCAAAUAAAGCAAGGGCAUUAAGGUCACAGAUGAAUAAUUAUUAUAAUACAGGUUAGUGACAAUAAUUCUCACCUUCCAUCUUCUACAAAUUGACAAUAUUCUAAUAAUUUUAUCUAUAUUCUAAGUUGAUUCCAACUUUCCAAGACAGUAUAUUCCAUAUCUAACUUUGACACGCCAAACCAAAACACUACAUUUCUCAUAGUCCAACAAAUUUCCUAUUCAGAAGUAGGUAGGCAAAAGCAAUUUUCAUCAGAAAAUAUAUACGAAAAAACAGAUAAGAGAGAGGAUAGAAAGGCUCAUUUUAAUAAUAAAGAAAUUAUUGUACAACUCUAGCGUGUGAACAUUAUAAAAAAAAAAAAGGAUAAAGUACAAAAACCCCAAAAACUAUGGCCGAAUUUGCAAAUAACUCUUGAAGUAUAUUUUGUGCAUAAUAACCCUUGAAUUAUCACAUUUUGUUGCAAAAUGCCCCAAUGUCUGGACUAUUUUUUAUUAAAUGACCAAAAUGCCCUUUCUUAUUGAAUUACACUUAAUCUAUUUUUCUUAUCGA